Messenger RNA from Filobasidium floriforme, 3114 nucleotides. RefSeq names its product P-loop containing nucleoside triphosphate hydrolase protein. The record is from RefSeq and is a predicted model, not a curated record. Bases 1 to 3114 code for a protein of 1037 amino acids. The transcript has 15 exons. Gene Ontology annotation, molecular function: RNA binding; ATP binding. Gene Ontology annotation, cellular component: intracellular anatomical structure. Lineage: Eukaryota; Fungi; Basidiomycota; Tremellomycetes; Filobasidiales; Filobasidiaceae.
AUGCUUGAAACGAAGUCGACUGGGCUGGGGAUUGAAUUGCCUAAACCGCCUAAGCCGCCUGCGCCGGUCGUGGUGAAGACGGACAAGCCGGGCGAGGAGAAGAAGGAGGUUCCCGCGGCGGUAGAUCCCAAGACGAAGGAAAUUCCAGUAUCAGGUACCGACUCGAAAGACGAUACCAAACCUCUUCCCUCCGAUCCGGCCAAACCGACCGAAGAACCCAAACCCGAACCCCUAUCUCCGCUCGAAGCGUCCGUUCCCCUGUGGCUUCCCGAGUACCCGCCGAUCAACUCCAAGUACCUACCUUUACCUUAUCGGGACGUCUGGGACGAGCUUGAGAAGAUCAGGACGAACUGGGAAGAUAUGGCCAACCGACAAGUUUGGCGCAAGUUGGAUGGUCUGAUUAACCCCAGCGGGAAGAAAGACUCAGCAGAGGAGUCUGUACCUGUCGAGGAGAGCGGGAAGGCGGCUGAGCCUGUAGCAGGUAGUCAGGCCAAACCGAGAGGAAAGAAGGAGCGGACGAAUGGGCAAGCGAAGUUGACGGAGCCCGACCAGAGAAUCUUGGAUUCGUGGCAGGUCCGAGCGAACAGUCAGGCUUAUAAGAAGAUGAUGGAACAACGAGAAACGUUACCGAUUGCUUCAUUCAGGGAAGAAAUCGUCAACACGCUCAAAAACAACCAGGUUUUGGUUUUGAGCGGAGAGACCGGUUGCGGGAAGUCCACCCAAUUGCCUUCCUUCAUCCUGGAAGAUCAUCUGUCGCGAGGUCUUCCCUGCAAGAUUUACGUGACAGAGCCAAGACGUAUCUCGGCUAUCUCCCUGGCUGAGCGAGUCUCGAGAGAGCUGGGAGAUAAGGGGGUUGAUGCAGGGGGAGCUGGGGAUGACGGUGGCCUGGUCGGAUACAGCAUCAGGCUGGAAAGCAAGAUGGGGAGGAAUACCCGGUUGGCUUUCGUGACGAACGGUAUCGCUUUGAGGAUGUUGGAAGCUGGAGCCAGCGGAUCAGAGGGACGCGGUUCUACUUUCGACGAAGUGACCCAUAUCAUCGUUGACGAAGUGCACGAGCGGUCUAUAGACUCUGAUUUCCUGCUCAUUGUCUUAAAGUCGCUCAUGGAGCAGAGACCGGAUCUCAAGAUCGUGCUCAUGUCGGCUACUUUAGAGAGCGAGAAGAUCUCGGAAUACUUUGGCGGAUGUCCCGUGCUGAAGGUACCAGGCCGAACUUUCCCGGUUAAAGUGGGCUAUCUUGAGGAUGCUGUCGAGUUUGCCGGCUGGGCUAUCACCGACAAAUCGCCUUAUGCCUUGAAAGGCCGUCAGAAUCGAAAUCAAUUGGAAUGGGCGGAGGAACCAGCUCUUGACGAUGACGACGAGGGAGAGACGCCUGUGCAAGCCGAUCCGAAGCAACUGUCGUCGGCGCUGUACAGCCAGGAUACCGUCAAGACGGUCAAUCUGCUGGAUCCCAAACAGAUCCCGUACGAGCUUGUCAUCCGCCUUCUCGAGGAGCUCUGCCUCGAGCAAAAGUCGCCUUACUCGCAAGCGAUCCUCAUUUUCUUACCGGGUCUCAAUGAGAUCAGAAAGCUGCAUGAUUUGCUACAAGACCACAAAUCGUUCGGUAUGCCUCAAGACUUUAGGGUAUACCCGCUCCAUUCGAGUAUCUCGACGGAGAACCAAGGUGCUGUUUUCGAGAUACCCCCUGAAGGCGUGAGGAAAAUCAUUUCCGCUUCCACAGAGACUGGUGUAACCAUCCCUGACAUCACAUGCGUCAUCGACUCUGGAAAACACCGAGAGAUGCGUUACGACGAGAAGCGCGCGAUCUCGAGAUUGACCGAAACGUACAUAGCUCGCUCGAACGCUUCUCAAAGAAGAGGUCGUGCGGGUCGUGUACAAGAAGGGUUGGCGUUUCAUCUAUUCACCAAAGCCAGGCACGAUACGCAGAUGGCUGGACAUCCACUUCCCGAAAUACUUCGGUUGUCAUUGCAAGACCUUGCCCUGCGCAUCAAAAUUCUCAAGGUAAAGAUCGGCAAUACUAUCGCCGAGGGACUCUCGCGAGCACUUGAUCCUCCUCUUCUGGUGAACAUCACGCGGGCUGUCAACUCGCUUAUUGAAGUGGGAGCGUUGACCUCGACCGAGCAAAUCACACCUAUGGGUCUUUUGCUCAGUAGAUUACCCGUCGACGUUCAUCUUGGGAAAUUCCUCUUGUUCGCUGCACUGUUCAGGUGUCUUGACCCAGCGCUCACAAUAGCUGCCACCCUGAAUUCGAAGUCGCCCUUUAUUACACCCUUUGGACAGGAAUCCGAAGCAGACAGUAUCCGGUCGUCUUUCAAGACAGGCAAUAGCGACUUUCUUACCAUCGUCAACGUGUUCUCCAUCUGGCGACGUAUGGCAUCCACCAACCCCAAUCAGGCAAGGACUUUCUGCCGAAGGAACUUCUUGUCGUACCAGACUUUGCAACAAAUCGAGGAAUUGCGACAACAGCUUUACUCCUACCUGAUCGAUUCACAGUUUGUGCCAUCUACCAAAGCUGACAAGGACGAAAUCAGCCGGGCAAGAUAUCACAAGGGCUUCCGAACGAUGUUCGUUAAUAUUCCAGCAGCGUACAACGAGAACGCGGAGGAUGAGAAGUUGGUAGCCGCAACCCUGGCCGCCGGACUUUACCCCAAGAUCUUGACAACGAAUAACGACACCGGAGGUUUGAAGACGCUUACAGGAGGUCAGGCCAUCAGUAUCCAUCCAAGUUCAGUCAACUUCCGCAUGAAAAUGAGCGAGUUCGAAGCCAAUCACAUCGUCUAUUUCACGAUCAUGCAAUCGAAAAAGUUGUACGCAUGGGAGACUGGCCCGGUCGAAGACAUGGCUCUGUUCCUGCUUUGUGGAGAACAUCUGGAGAUCAAGACCUGGUCGGGCGCGGCCAUCAUCGAUCGAAAGAUCCGAUUCAACGUGUCUGGCGAUCUAUUGUUGCAUCUCAAGCGACUACGAGAGGAAUUUGCGCAAGCGCUCUCACUCAGGAUGAGUGGCAAGCAGUUCAACGAAGAUCAGGCAAAGUGGUUCGAGCUCGGGCUUAAAUGCCUCAUGACGCCCCCAACCCCAAAGGAGGAAACGAUACAACGCAUAGGAGUUCAGAUCAAGUAA